AUGGUAGCUCCUUUGUAUGGGGGCUCCCAGGGCUACGGGGGCUCCCAGAGCCAUGGGGGGUCCCAGAGCCAUGGGGGCUCCCAGGGCUACGGGGGCUCCCAGAGCCAUGGGGGGUCCCAGGGCUAUGGGGGGUCCCAGGGCUAUGGGGGCUCCCAGGGCUAUGGGGGCUCCCAGGGCUACGGAGGCUCCCAGGGCUAUGGGGGCUCCCUGGGGGUUCCCGGGGCUUUGGGGGUUCCCGAGGCUAUGGAAGCUCCUUUGGCUUUGGAAGCCAACCUCUUUGGUCAUGGGGGCUCCCAGGGCUACGGGGGCUCCCAGAGCCAUGGGGGGUCCCAGAGCCAUGGGGGCUCCCAGGGCUACGGGGGCUCCCAGAGCCAUGGGGGGUCCCAGGGCUAUGGGGGGUCCCAGGGCUAUGGGGGCUCCCAGGGCUAUGGGGGCUCCCAGGGCUACGGAGGCUCCCAGGGCUAUGGGGGCUCCCAGGGCCAUGGGUCCAGUGGCUUUGGCAAUAGUGGGAGAUCCCACGGCUCUGGCUUCUCCUCCUCUGCCACGAGGAGUCAUAUCUCUGGUGGCCAGAGGGAAGGCUCAUCCCACCACGAGAGCUGUGGGUCUUACUAA
This is a messenger RNA of Calidris pugnax (ruff), 612 nucleotides long. RefSeq names its product keratin, type I cytoskeletal 9-like. The transcript has 2 exons. The coding region runs from base 1 to 612 and encodes 203 amino acids. Lineage: Eukaryota; Metazoa; Chordata; Aves; Charadriiformes; Scolopacidae. The record is from RefSeq and is a predicted model, not a curated record.